AUGAAAUAAUCACUAAUAAGAUAACGAAGAGGAUCAUUUGAUUCAUAGAUUUUCUCAUCUUUAUUACAAUCCAAUUUUAUAACUGGUGAUAAGAAGAAAUUGAUAGAUGAUGAAAUUAUCAAUUAUUAAAUAGAUGAUGAGUUUGAGAUGAUAGAAAAAUGUAUUGUCUUUCAUAAAUUAGAACCAAAAAAUAUACCUCUACCUUUGUUUAAUAAUGAUUAAUUACACAAAAUCUCUAAAAACCAAUUCCUGGGUGAAAAUUAAAAGUUACAAUUAGCAGCCACCUUAAUAUAAUAAAGAGGUAUUCCCUACUUAAAACGCAAAGCAAUAUGGAUGACCUUUAUAGAAAAAGGUGAUGCUAAAACCUACUUCUCUAAAAAACCCCCCUAUUUAGUUGAAGACUAAAUCAAUAAAGACGUUCCUAGAACUGGUUAUGAUGAUAAAAUGAAUACCAAAAAAUAUACCACUCUUUUAUACCGAAUUCUAUGUGCAUAUGCAAUUUAUAAUCCUAAAAUAGGAUAUACAUAAGGGAUGAAUAUCAUUUGUGGAAAGAUAAUACUAUUGUUAAGUAUAGAUGGAAAUGAUAAAUAAUUGGAAGAGGACGAUUUUGAAGUCUUUGAAGAUGAAGAAGAAAUGUUUUGGAUGUUUGUUCACUUAAUGAAAUCAAUGCAAGACUUAUUUAUUUAAGAUGUACCUGGGAUAUAAAGAAGAAUUUAAUAGUUGGAAUAAAUGCUACAAAGUAGAUGUAAUGAAAUUAUUGUGCAUUUAUAAUGUAACAAUAUUGUAUUACUAUAUUCUUUUAUUUUAGGAAAACUUAUGUUAAUGUUUUAGUCAGUAUUAUUUUACUCUAUUAAUGUAAAGACAGGAGAAAAAGUUUGCAAGGUUAAUAUUAGAGAUGUUCCUAUUGUUUGGAGAAGCAUUUAUAUAAAAUUUUAUAGUUGGAGUUUUAGAGUUUUAUUCAAUGAAAAUAACAAGAAUGAAUGA
Paramecium tetraurelia is the source of this 984-nucleotide messenger RNA. RefSeq lists its product as uncharacterized. Gene Ontology annotation, biological process: activation of GTPase activity. Gene Ontology annotation, molecular function: GTPase activator activity. The transcript is spliced from 2 exons. The record is from RefSeq and is a predicted model, not a curated record. Lineage: Eukaryota; Ciliophora; Oligohymenophorea; Peniculida; Parameciidae.